Molecule: messenger RNA, 1059 nt
Organism: Entrophospora sp. SA101
Lineage: Eukaryota; Fungi; Glomeromycota; Glomeromycetes; Entrophosporales; Entrophosporaceae
Source: the annotation of a GenBank genome assembly
AUGCUUUAUAAUAACACUAGUAACAUAAACAACUCUUACAAUAAUGACAUUAAACAUUCAGAAACAUACAAUACACAUAAUGAUAACAUAUACAACAUUGAAGAACAAUUGGACCUUUCGGGAUUGGACCAGUUAGCAAAUACUGCACUCUGUGAACUUCAAAAUCUUCAACGAAGAAACGAAAUAAAAAUGGAAAUUGAAAACACCAAAGAAACUAGAUUGGAUGAAGAAAUGGCAAUAAUGAAUUUGGAAUUAGAAAGUCAUAGUUCCCCUUCUGUCUCUACUACAUUCGGAAAUCGCAUUUCUAUUAAAGAUUUAUUGUCACCUCCUUCAUACGACGAAUGCACGACUGUUCAACUUUAUUGUGUUUGUCGAUCAUCUGAUGGUCAAUCAUUCAUGAUUGAAUGUGACGAAUGUGAUGAAUGGUUUCAUGGAACUUGUGUAAAUAUAACAAAUGAAGAAGCUACUUUAAUUGACAAAUACUAUUGUCCAAAUUGCACAGAGGCCAAAGGAUAUAAAACUUCAUGGAAGCCAGAAAAAUGUAAAAAUCAAAAUUGUAAAAAAGCAGCAAGAUUUACCAAAUCAGGGUUUUGUUCUGUCAAAUGCGGAUUGGCAUGGAAUCGUAUAAUUCUGGAGCAAGAAGAAAGGCUUGCUAAAAUGGAAAGCCUGCUCAAUAAAAAGAAAAAGCCCCUAAAGGGUCGAAAUGUUCAAAUUGUUACAAAUCACUAUUCUUACGAAUUUGGUCAACCGUCCAAGAUUCAAAAAAUAAGUCAAAAUGGACAAAUUUGUGGCUUUACUCCAAGUAAAGAUUGGAUUGUUGACGGUGAUAUUGUCGAAGGUGAUGAUAUUGAUGAAGUUUGUAAGAUACCCAAAGGAAGAUGUAAAAAACAUGGAAAUUGGCAAAGUUUUCGAAUUUCACAAAUUGAAUUAAUGAAAUCUAAUAAGUACGAAAGCCUCGCACAAUUAAAUGAAAAAAAAAGAUUAAUUAAGCAACGUAUGAGAAAACGAGCCGACAUCGAUGAAGCAUUUGUUAAUGAAACAAUUGAUCAUACUGCUUAA